AUGGUUGAGAGCAUGGACACGCUUGCGGCGCCGAACGCCUACGCCCGCGCCUCGGAAACAGCAGCCUACGUACGUUCGAAGCUCCCGGAAGCACUUCAGAAGCCGAAAGUAGCUAUUGUAUGCGGUUCUGGACUUGGAGGUCUCGUCGAAACCAUCGAAGCAGAGCCUAAGGUCGAGCUCGCAUACUCCACCAUACCGAAUUUCCCUCAGAGCACAGUCCAAGGCCAUGCCGGCAAUUUCGUGUUCGGCUUGAUAGGCCCGCAGAAAACUCCUGUAGCACUGUUGGUCGGACGAGCACACUUCUACGAAGGUCACACGAUGGAUCUUGUCACGUUCGCUACGCGUGUGUGCAAGCUUCUUGGAAUCGAAACGAUGAUAGUCACAAAUGCAGCAGGAGGUUUAAACGAGAAUUACGAGGUCGGAGACAUCGUCUGUUUAAAUGAUCAUUUGAACCUUGCUGGGCUGGUGGGUAUCCAUCCUUUACGGGGGCCCAAUAUCGAUGAGUUCGGUGUCCGAUUCCCACCACUGAGCGAUGCGUACGACCUAGAUUUGCGGCGGCGUACGCACAAAGCAUGGAAGAAACUCGGGCUUGAUCAACAGAAGAGGAGGCUCCACGAAGGUAUUUACGCGUUCGUUGGAGGACCGAGCUACGAAACCAGAGCGGAGUGCAGGAUGCUGCGGAUUCUAGGCGCCGAUGUCGUCGGUAUGUCAACCGUACCAGAGAUCAUCGUCGCAAGACAUGCAGCUAUCCGGGUACUGGCCUUCAGUUUGGUGACAAACAAGGCCGUACUGGAUGCAGGAUCGCGUGGGAACGACGAUACGAUCCAAGCGAUGAGCAAAACAGAGCUUGAUGAGCAUCUGAACAAGGGGAAGGCGAACCACCAGGAGGUCCUCGAGGCCGGCCGGGAGGCGGCGAAAGAUAUGCAGGGUCUGGUGAAGCAGAUACUAUCAGAUCUGCACGAGGACUGA
This is a messenger RNA of Didymosphaeria variabile, 969 nucleotides long. It is a transcript of the gene PNP1, whose product is annotated as Purine nucleoside phosphorylase. Gene Ontology annotation, molecular function: purine-nucleoside phosphorylase activity. Bases 1 to 969 code for a protein of 322 amino acids. Lineage: Eukaryota; Fungi; Ascomycota; Dothideomycetes; Pleosporales; Didymosphaeriaceae. The transcript has 5 exons. Gene Ontology annotation, cellular component: cytoplasm. The record is from RefSeq and is a predicted model, not a curated record. Gene Ontology annotation, biological process: nucleoside metabolic process.